GAGCAACGCAACGGCAACGCAAAUCUGAAAUCCCGACGGGCAAACUGAGCUGCGAUCCCUCCCUCCCGCGAUUGCAAUUGCAUUUCUUGCUCCUCCUCCUGGCGGGCAGGGUCAGAGUUGGGCCAAGAUGGCGGCUCCCAUGAGUGACACGUUCUCCUUUUGUAUGGACCCCGCCGGCCAAGCCCGCCGAGCCCUGGAGGUGCGAUUCAUCAGCAACGUCAAGGGCAAAGGACUCUUCGCCACCAGAAACAUCAAGAAGGGGGAAACGAUUUUCAUUGAGAAGCCGGUGGUGUCCGCGCAGUUCCUCUGGAAUGCCCUGUAUAAAUAUAGAGCCUGCGACCAUUGCUUGCGAGCGCUGGAGACGGCGGAAGAAAAUGCGCAGAGGCUCCUGGGGAAAUUCCAAGCCCUUCCUCACCCGGAGCAGUGUAGCAUUCGGAAGGAGCUCCACCAACAUUGCCCCGGUUGCCAAGUGGCUUAUUGCAGCGCAGAGUGCCGCCAGCUUGCCUGGGAACAGUAUCACCAGGUUUUGUGCCUGGGGCCUUCCAGCCAGGACCCCCACCACCCGCUCAGCAAACUGCAGGAGGCCUGGAGGAACAUCCAUUACCCCCCCGAGACUUCGAGCAUCAUGCUCAUGGCCAGAAUGGUUGCAACUGUCAAGCAGGCGAAGGACAAAGAUUGGUGGAUCAAACUCUUUGCUCAGUUCUGCAGCAAAACAGCCAACGAGGAAGAGGAGAUCGUCCACAAACUCCUGGGGGAUAAAUUUAAGGGCCAGCUGGAAGUCCUGCGUGUGCUUUUCACCGAAGCCCUUUACGACGACCAUCUCAGCAGGUGGUUUUCCCCCGAAGGCUUCCGGUCGCUGUUCGCCCUCGUCGGCACCAACGGACAAGGGAUAGGAACCAGCUCUUUGAGUCAGUGGGUCCACGCCUGCGAUGCCUUGGAGUUACCCCCUCGGGAGCGAGAGCAGUUGGACGCCUUCAUAAACCAGCUAUACAAGGACAUGGAGAGAGAGACAGGGGAGUUUCUGAAUUGCGAAGGGUCUGGCCUCUACAUGCUGCAGAGUUGCUGUAACCACAGCUGCAUCCCCAAUGCCGAGACCUCGUUCCCGGAUAACAAUUUCCUCCUGCACCUGACGGCCUUGGAGGAUAUCGGGCCGGGAGAGGAGAUCUGCAUCAGCUACUUAGACUGCUGCCAACGGGAGCGAAGCCGCCACAGCCGGAACAAGACCCUCCGGGAAAACUACCUGUUCGUUUGCUCCUGCCCCAAGUGCCUGUCUCAAGCCAACGACCCGGACGUGACGUCGGAAGAGGAAGACGAGGAGGAGGAGGAAGCCGAAGGGGAGCCGGACGACGCAGAACUGGAGGACGAGAUGACGGAUGUUUGACCCCGGGGGGCUUCUCUCUGGAGGCGGCGACGGCAUUGGCUUGGGAAGCAGAUUCCUGGACUCGUGAGCGGCCUGUGCCGGCAGCCGAGCGAAGGGCGGAGAUUUCAC
Molecule: messenger RNA, 1489 nt
Organism: Lacerta agilis (Sand lizard)
Lineage: Eukaryota; Metazoa; Chordata; Lepidosauria; Squamata; Lacertidae
Gene: SMYD5
Product: SMYD family member 5
Exons: 13
Coding region: 128-1381 (417 amino acids)
Molecular function (GO): protein binding; histone H4K20 methyltransferase activity
Source: RefSeq, a predicted model, not a curated record